AAAGAAUACGGUGUGCUAGGAUCCCUGUAAAAAGAAGCAUAACAUCUACUAUACUGUGCUGUAAAGAUCAAGGAAUGAAAUGUUUGUCAAAAUGGCUUCACCUUUCCAGAAAACAGAAGCAUUAGCAACUUUGACAGCAAAUUACACUGAUUCAGAAGGAGAAGCAGAAUCAGAUAAGGAAGAUACAUUCCUGUCCAAGAAAGAAGAGAUAAAACCACCUGCUAGUAAGGAGAGCACUCCACGAUCAACAAGUGAAAUGUCUACCUCAAGCAUUCAAGACAAGAGGCCAAUAUCUAAAUUAGUUUCAUAUAUUGGAGAAAUGGAAGAGGAAGAUGAAGAAAUGGAAGAGGAAUACUUAGAGAAAGGUGACUCCUCAGAUGAAGCAAGCAGAAAUGUGGUUUCUGAGUCAGAUGAGAAGUCAAAUGAAGACAGUAGGAAGUCCAUUAAACCAGACCUUGGAAAGAAACCUAUGUCCCCUAUUUCAUUUCAUAGAACAUUGUUGGACAUGGACCCAGGUGAUAUUGAAAUUCCUGCAGAGCCCCCAGGACGAUGUUCAAAUACUUUGCAAGAAAAAAUUGCUCGACUGUAUGAAAAGAAGCUCCGUGAAGAAAAAGACAUGAAUAUAUCAAUACAAGGAAGAAAAGAUUUUAGAAAUCCAAGUAUAUAUGAAAAACUAAUUGCAUUUUGUGGCAUUGAUGAAAUGGGAACAAAUUAUCCACCUGAAAUAUAUGACCCUCACAAGUGGGGACCUGAAUCAUUUUAUGAAGAAUUAGCUAAAAGGCAAAAAGAAGAAAUGGACAAGAAAGAAAAAGAAAGGAAAGAAAGAACAAAGGUUGAGUUCAUUUCUGGCACAGCAAAGAAGCCCAGUGAUCAGCCUGCAGUUACAGAAAAACGGAAAAGUAAGUGGGAUGUUGGAGCUGGUCCUGUUGGGAUUGCUGCUGGAGUUAUAAAACCCACGACCAUAAUGCCACCAGCAGUUGUUCCUGUUUCUGCUGCCACGGGAACAAAGCCCACAGUGAUUUCAGCAUUUGGGACAAUAACAAAAAAAGCUAAACAAUAAUGUUACUGAUAUUAUUUUACAUUGAUUUGUGAAGAAUGACAGCUGUGUGAACCAUCUGGUGAACUGUGAAAUACUUCAUUAAACUGUGUUUUGAAAAGUCUUCAUCACUCUGUUAUUUUUAAAUCAUGUGUGUGUAUAGUUAAGUGGGCAUAAAAAUCUUUAUUUGAAUUUAA
This is a messenger RNA of Limulus polyphemus (Atlantic horseshoe crab), 1233 nucleotides long. Its product is annotated as SAP30-binding protein-like. The transcript has 12 exons. Gene Ontology annotation, cellular component: nucleus. Gene Ontology annotation, biological process: regulation of DNA-templated transcription. The coding region runs from base 80 to 1060 and encodes 326 amino acids. The record is from RefSeq and is a predicted model, not a curated record. Lineage: Eukaryota; Metazoa; Arthropoda; Merostomata; Xiphosura; Limulidae.